Molecule: messenger RNA, 1304 nt
Organism: Caenorhabditis sp. 36 PRJEB53466
Lineage: Eukaryota; Metazoa; Nematoda; Chromadorea; Rhabditida; Rhabditidae
Source: the annotation of a GenBank genome assembly
AUGAUCACGUACAAUGGACUGCUCUAUGUGCCCAAAAAUGUGAAAAUUGUGAGAAAAACCGAAGAACGGUAAUAAAAUGCGCCUGUUUUGCGAGUGUCCAUUCAUUUUCAGCUCAAAAAAAAGAAUAAUUCUCCGAGCGGUCGCCGUUAAUUUCAUUGUUUUGGUCUACUAUUACGGGUUCACCUUGUCUGCUCGGAGUGGUCAAAACUAUGUGGACUUCAUUCCACCGUACAUUAACAUCAGAUCGGAUAUGUUUGUAAGCGUUCUGAGCCUUUCUCAUUCAAAAGGGAAACCUUGAAGAUCGCUCCAAAAUAUGAAAUGCUGUCGUGUGGCAUCCGCAAGUCGAUGUCCCAAUUGUUAAUCAAUAUCAUGUGCUUACUCCACAAUGAAACUGAAUUUCUGAAGCAAAACAGGUCACUGAACGACACGUGGAUGUCUGAAAGGUAACUUUCUCUUCUGCUCCCACCGGAUCCCUCCCACUUUCAGAGUGUGCUCCCACACGGACGCCCGCUUCCACAUCCCACGAGAAAAUGCGCAAAACUUCAAAAAUCUGACUAAAUUCGCGUUCAUCCGUGAUCCGUUCGACCGUUUCAUCUCCUUCUAUUUGCACAUUUGCCAAAAGUGACAAAGAGGGAUUACGGUAGCUCCAAAACGAGCGAGUGUUCUUUCAGCGAACGCGGGUGUUGGGAUUGCGGCGACGAUAUGCGAUGUGUGCUGAGGAACGUGUACGGCAGUCUCAGGAGGUACGAGGCGAAUCCCGAUGAGAAGACGUCGACGCUUGUGGACAGACACGCGGCGCCCAUCUCCUGGUCAGUCUCACUUCACAGCCUUCCUUAGUCGGCAGUUUCUAUUGAGCGUUGAAGAAACAUUGAACUCGUUUAAGCAUCAGAAGUUACUUUCAGGAACUGCAACUUUCAAGAGAGUCUCUCCAACUAUCACCUCAUAAAAAUCGGCGCCGAUGAGAAGCGUCGGAAGGACGCAAUCAUGGAAUUGAGUCAAAUUCUGAGCGAACACGGCGUGCCCGCCAAUCUCAUCUCUCGAAUCUCAAAUGAAUCUAUGAGUAUGUUCGAUCGGCUUUCUUAAGUUUAAUACUAAUUUCAUUUUUAUUUUCAGCGGGAGAAACAUUCCACGGAACUCACAAAUCGGCAGGAAGAGUGGCAGCGGAGAAGCAGGUCCGCGAGGAUACUGUAGUUCGGGAAUACCUUCACAAAAUCUACUUUUUCGACUAUCUCAUUUUCCAGUUCGAUCGCGCUCAUUUGGAUUCAAACUAUCGAGAUCUUCUCUACUUUUGGGAGAGCUUUUGA